AUGGAAGGGAUGCCUCCAUCUAUGAAUAAGGCAUCAGAUACAAAAUUUGAUGAUUCAGAUGAAUAUGAGGUGAUAGAAACAGAACCAGAUGGGGAUGAACCCAAGAAGGACAGGAAAAAUCAAUCUCCGGCGCCUCAGUUUAUAUAUAUAUAUCAUUCGCUAUCCGAAAUUCUGAUUUCAUUGGCAACGAGCAGAAGGAUUACUGCUACAACUACUUCUGUUUCUGCAUCUUCUGCAACUAGAAGAAUGGCUAAAGCAAUGGUAACUCUACCAGCUGCAUGGCUUUCUUCCACUAGCAUUAGCUUUCCAAGAAACCAAAGUGGUCGAUUAAAUCCUAGACGCUAUUCUCUUCUUCUCACUCGUUGUUCCACAGGCAUUCAUAGCAGCAACAAUGCUGCAAGAAGAAAUCCAGCCAUUGAACUGGAUUCCGAUUUAUAUUUACCAACUCCAACGUCAAAUUCACCACAUACAUCGUCAGAAUCCGAAGGUUUGGUCUUUGAUUUAGGUCCCAGGGAUUCCUGGGAUAGUACAGAAAUUGGAUCUCCGGUUGUAAAACGAUACAUCGGGGACAAUGAAGAAAGGUGGUACAUGUGGUACCAUGGACGCGGGUCGUCGUCGGAAUCAGAUGCUGAUCAGAACAAUUCAGGCAAGAUUGGAUUAGCUGUUUCAAGCAAUGGGAUUCACUGGACUCGCGGAUCACAACCUGUGAUGUCGUCUACAGAUGUAGGUGUAGUGAUGAAUUGCAGCAAGAAAUGGUGGGCUUUUGAUACGCGAAGCAUUAGGCCUUCAGAGAUGGUGAUCAUGUCGAGCCCGAUGUAUAGUUCAGUUUACUGGCUUUACUACACAGGAUUUAGUUCUGAACAAGUGGAAGUUUCUGUACAAAACCCAGAAAGAUUUCACCAUGAAAAUACAAAAAUCAGCAAAAUUUUCAAGUCUCUACCAGGUUUAGCCUGCAGCCAAGAUGGCAGACACUGGGCUAGAAUUGAAGGUGAUCAUCAUACUGGGGCUUUGCUCGAUGUAGGAUCUGGGAAGCAAUGGGACUCAUCAUUUAUUGCUGCACCACAAGUUGUUGUUCAUGCAAGUGAUGAUAUGAGGAUGUAUUACUACUCAUUUGAUGCAGAAAAUGGGAAUUUUGCCAUUGGAGUUGCAAGGUCCAGAGAUGGAAUCAGAUGGGUGAAAUUGGGGAAGAUCAUGGGAAGAGGAAAAAAAGGCUCUUUUGAUGAGCUUGGUGUUAGGAAUCCAUGUGUGAUAAAGAGCCGAAGAGAUGGAAACUACUUGAUGGCGUAUGAAGGAGUUGGUGCUGAUGGGAAGAGUAGUAUUGGAUUAGCAGCGUCAGAAGAUGGGCUCAAGGAUUGGGGAAGAGUUCAAGAAGAGCCGAUACUUGAGGCUUCAGAUGUGGGCCAUGGAUGGGACAACGAGGAAGUGAGAUCUCCAUGCAUGAUUGAGAUGGAAGAUGAAUGGAGAUUGUAUUAUGUUGGUGUUGGAAAAGGAGGAAGAACUGGAAUUGGAAUGGCAGUUUCAGAGGGAAGUAAUAUCAGGAUUUUCGGAAGAAGCUCACCAGGACUUACCUUGUAA
Molecule: messenger RNA, 1575 nt
Organism: Manihot esculenta (cassava)
Lineage: Eukaryota; Viridiplantae; Streptophyta; Magnoliopsida; Malpighiales; Euphorbiaceae
Exons: 2
Coding region: 1-1575 (524 amino acids)
Source: RefSeq, a predicted model, not a curated record